AUGGAUGGUUGUUUAGCUAUUAAUAGACGACAGAAAACUUUUGGCAAUUUUCAUAAUUUCUAUGAAGUCUUCUCAAGACUUUGCUAUCCUCAAAGUGUCAUCUAUAUGGAGAUUUUGACAGAAGUUAUUGACAUCAUACUGGUGGAAACAUCCGGUUUCCAUUAA
Messenger RNA from Funneliformis geosporum, 165 nucleotides. The record is from the annotation of a GenBank genome assembly. NCBI's taxonomy places the organism in Eukaryota, Fungi, Glomeromycota, Glomeromycetes, Glomerales, Glomeraceae.